Sturnus vulgaris (Common starling) is the source of this 2040-nucleotide messenger RNA. It is a transcript of the gene TXNDC15, whose product is annotated as thioredoxin domain containing 15. Gene Ontology annotation, cellular component: cilium. The record is from RefSeq and is a predicted model, not a curated record. Lineage: Eukaryota; Metazoa; Chordata; Aves; Passeriformes; Sturnidae. Gene Ontology annotation, biological process: cilium assembly.
AUGCGGCGGUUGCUGUUGGCGCUGGCCUGGCUCGGUGCGACCCUUCCCGCAGGGGCGGCGGCGGAGCAGAGCGCGGGCGGCCCCGAGCCGGUGCGGUACCGCACGGCUGAGAUGGCGGACGCGAUGCUGGGCAGCGAGGCCCUGGCCGAGCAGCCCGUGCUGCUGUCGGCGGUGCCGGCCGAGGCGAGCGGCGGCCCGGCGGCGGCUUGCGAUGGGGCAGCCGCGGGCGAUGCAUGCGGGCUGGCGGGGAGCGGCCCCGCGGCCGCCCAGGCUCGGGAGCAGCCCGUGCUGGAGCCCGUGCUGCCCGCGCCCGCUGAGGAGCAGAACGGCACCGACAGCGCCAAGGCUCCCAAGGUGAACUGCGAGGAAAGGAACAUGACGGGCAUCGACCGCUUCACGCUGCAGAUCCUGAAUGUGUCCCAGGACCUGAUGGAGUUCCUGAACCCAAACAGCAGUGACUGUACAUUGGUCCUGUUCUAUACACCGUGGUGCCGCUUUUCUGCCAGCCUGGCACCUCAUUUUAACUCUUUGCCCCGAGCAUUUCCAACUCUUCGCUUCCUGGCACUGGAUGCAUCCCAGCACAGCAGUUUAUCAACUAGAUUUGGAACUGUGGCUGUACCAAAUAUCCUCCUUUUCCAAGGUGCUAAACCUAUGGCUAGAUUUAAUCAUACAGACAGAACACUGGAAACCCUGAAAGACUUCAUCUUUAACCAGACAGGGAUAGAAGCUAAAAGCGAUGUGGCUGUGACAGAGGAAGACUGGGAAGGGCCCCUGCCAAGUGUUCUGACGAAGGGCAUAGACUGGCUGCUCCUGUUCUCUGUGCUCUUCCUGACUGGCUUUGUCAUGUACGCCACCAUUCGCACUGAGAGCAUCCGGUGGCUCAUCCCAGGACAAGAGCACGAACAUCAGGAAUAAUCUCAGAUGUUCAAACAGGGACAGAAUUUUCUAUAUAUUGGUAAAGUGGGAAUUUCUAAGGACUAGAAGUACCUAAGAAUGAAAUGUUGAAUUUGUUGGCUGUAAUUUAUAAUAAUGACUAAAAAUUGUCUUUAUUUAUCAGCUACUGAAUCUGUGACAAGCACAUUUGUGGUAAGUAAACAAAUAUGAAAAAACAUGAACUAAAGUAUUUAUUAAGCUGCUCGGAUUGGCUUUUUUAUGGAAUUUGAUGUAAUUCAUGGUACAGUUCUAAUUUGUAGAUCAGGGAAGAUUUUUACAGCACAUUGGUCUGUACAUGCUGCGUACACACUUGCGUGGCACUGCAAGGCACUGGUGAAGGGAGGUUUUGGUACAUUACUUUCACUGUCCAUAAAAUAAACUAUGAAGAUAUUUUAAAUUAUUUCUCACUCCCAUGGAGGUGACUGUUCCCACCUCUGGCAUUGGAGUUCAGUGCUGGUUUUCUCAUUUGCUUUGCUCUGAGUUUUGACUUAACAGCAAUUCUUUAUGAGAUUUAGAGUCACUUCCCAAGCUCACCUCACUAUUCCUUUGUGUGUAUAUAAAUUAUUUACCACAUUUCUGUUGGAUGAAAUUGUAUUAAUUGUCCUUUAUAAAAAAAUAAAUCAGGUUUUCAGUGUAACCUGCCUAAAUUAGCAAGACCAGUCUUAAUGUUUAUUUAAAUUUCUAGUACCAUGUUUUCUAGUUCCACACUCUCCACUUGAGGCCACAUAAAGAAUUCACGGCUUUUUUUAAAGUUAUAAUUGCUAUGGAGUGCUUUGGCUAAGGUAUGGACUGGUAUGUUGUGUGGGGUUUGAAUUAUAUGAUUGCAUGGCAUUUAUCAUGGUGGAGGCUUGCCAGAGUACACUAAUAGGGUGCUUUAGAGAGCAAAUUAAACUAAGAUAAAACAGUGUUAAGACUUAUUGUUUGACAGACAGCUCAUAUCCCUGCAACGUAAUUCUUCACGUAUUUCCCUGCUGGCUCUAUCUUUUCCUCUGGAAACCAGAGGUCGUGUAUAUCUGUGUCCAAAAAGGAAGCUGCACUGGUAAAACUUUGGUGUGACUGAAGAUAAAGCUAGGAUGGAUAUUAUUAAUAAAGAUUGUGAACGAUAAA